UCAUACUGAAAGCAAACCGCGCGGCUGAGAUUCUGACGACUCAGACUGAGCCUUGUUUGCUUUCCAAUCAAAUCAAUGGCAACCAAUAAUGCAAAUCAAGCACUAGCUGCAGAGCAACAACUCAGACAACGGCGUCGAGAUGGAGACACCACGACGUCCACGCCGACUGACAGCGGCAGCACUAUGGGCUCCAGCCAAGCCACGCCGGCAUCCAGCUGUCUGGGUCAACUCCUGCGCUGCUGCUGCAAGUGCGGAGCCGUCUGCUGCGGAUGCUUUGUCGUCCUCAUUGCGCUACUCUUCGUCUUCCUCAUGCUCGUGUUCAAGUAUGGCACAAUUGAGAUCCAGCAAGGCGAUCAAACAUUUCGCUGGAACGCCAACGACGAUCAUGAAUGGACAAACUGGCAUGUUGUACCGGGACAUCGCUCGCUGCAAGAGCAUUACCGCACGAUUGGAGUCAAGGAUACCGCCACGCGCGAAGAAAUCAAGGCUGCAUACCGCGAGUUAGUCUUCCAAUAUCACCCGGACAGAAAUCCAGACUGCGAAGAAUGUCCAGACCAGUUCAUGAAGAUACAAACCGCGUAUGAGCAAAUAAGAAGCGCUCGCCAUUCCUCAAGCGAGUCUUCCUCAAGCGGCCGACACGCUCCAAGCGAUCCUUCUUCUGAACGCCGGAAGCCCAGUCGAAACCGAAGAAACUAGUUUUGUCUUUUCAAUAUCGAUUGUAUUUCGGGAAUUCUGACUCCGAACACCACCAUCC
Messenger RNA from Capsaspora owczarzaki ATCC 30864, 754 nucleotides. RefSeq lists its product as hypothetical. Lineage: Eukaryota; Filasterea; Ministeriida; Capsasporidae. The record is from RefSeq and is a predicted model, not a curated record. The transcript has 5 exons. The coding region runs from base 76 to 696 and encodes 206 amino acids.